AUGCCAAAAGAAGAACAUUUUGAACGAUAUACACCACAAUUUCCUUUAUCUAAUGAUAUUACAGAUAUGUCUGAACAAGAUACUCUUUGCAAAUUUUGUGGUGUUUCAUAUUUGAUUCAUAAUGAAAUAAAAACACUUGAAGCCAAAUGUCAAAAACUUGAAACAGAAUUAGCUUAUCAUACUGGUAAAAAAUCACGUGAAACGAAUUUAAAACAAACAUCACAAAAUGAACAGACACGUAUUUCUGAUCUUGAAUCAAUAAAUGCUAUAAAUACUCAUAAACUCAAUGAAAUGUCAAGAAAACUUCAAUUAUUACAAGAUCAAUUAGAAGAAUCAGAAAAUGCUCAUAAAAAAACUAAAUCUUCUAUUUCUAAAUAUUCAUCUAAUCUUCGAGUUACACAUAAUCAAAUACAAAAUAUUCGAAAAGAAUAUUUACUUUUACAAGAUCUCUAUUCAAAAGAUACUCAAAAUUGGAAAACAUAUCUACAAACUACUGAAAAUACAUUACAAAAAGAAUUGCAAACAAGCAUGACUAAAUUUACAAAACAAAUAAAUGAUCAACAAACUGAAACGGAACAAUAUAAACAGCAACUCAAAGAAACAAAUCAAUCUCUCCAUGAUCUUCAAAUAAAAUAUCAACAAAUUCAAUCUGAUUCCAAAGAAUCUCAUUCAAUAACACAAAUUGAUCUCGAAUCUGCUCAUAACGAAAUAAAAAUUCAUCAGGAUGAAUUAUCUCGUUUACAUAAACAAAUUUUACAAUAUGAACAAACUCAAACACAAUUACAAAAUGAAUUGCAGCAAAGUAAACAAUAUUCUCAUGAAUUAGAACAACAAUUAUCCGAUAAAAAUGGCGCACAAAAAGAUAUUGAUCAAUAUCGACAACAACUUACAAUAGAAAAAGAACUUCGAUUAAAAAAUGAUACAGAAUUAGAAAAUCUGCGUUCAAAACUUCUUCAAUUAACAACCGAAUAUGAACAAUUAAAUUCAAUGAAAACAGAAUUUCAAAUAAAUGAAUCAAAUACUCGACGAAAAAUCGAUGAAACGAAUCGAUCACGUCAAGCUAUUUUAGAUCGUACACGUGAUGAAUAUGAAAAACUCUUACGAAAAUAUACUGAUCUUGAUGAAAUCUAUCGUGAACUUGUUCCUCUACGAGAAAAAGAUACUUUAGAAUUAAAAAAAAAUCGUUCUGAACUUCAACGUCUACAUAAUGAAAAUGUUGAAUUAACUAAACAACAAGAAACAUUACAUAUUACACAGGAUAUACAAAUAAAAAAACUUCAUGAUAAUUAUUCAAAUAAAUUACGCGAAGCUGAACAAUGGCCUGAUCGUCUUCAAUUAGAAUUAAAACGUGAACGUGAACAACAUCGUACACAAAUGAAUGAAUUUGAACGUCGUCUAAAAGAAAAUUUUGUUACCGAAUUAAAUAUUGAAAAACAAAAAUAUGAUGGACUUUUACGUAAAUAUGAACAUGAACGGGGUUCUUCAAACGAACAAUUACGUCAUGAAUUAAUAUCAACUGAAAAAGUCACUAUGGAACACCGACGUUAUUAUACCAAACAAAUUGAACAACUUGAAAAAGAAAAAGAUAACUUACAAAAAGAAUUAGAUAAAUUAAGAGAUCUUGUAAAAGAAUUACAUGAACAAAUUAAAAAACAAGAAUCAAUGGAUAAAGAUCAUGUGAAUAAUUUAAAAUUAAAAGAAGAUUUAUUGAAUAAAGAAACGAAUCUAUUUCAAGCACAAUCAACAAUAAAUGAAUUAAAAAAAGAUAUAAAACAAGCACAAGAAGAAAUGAUGACUUUACAAGAAACUGUUCAUAGAGAAUGUACAGAACGUGAACAGCUGAAAGAUGCAUUAAUUGCAGCUCGUCAACAACUACUUGCAUUGAAGAAAAACGGUGUUCUUAAUGGAAAUGUAUCUCGAUCACUACAUUCUCCACCUAUAGCUUUUGAAGAAAUUGAAAAACGUGUAACUGCACCUAUUCCAUAUUCUCAAAAUCAACGACAUCCCACUAUGCAUCCUUUUACUCAGUCAGAACCAACAGCUUAUAAUAAUAGUCUUCCUGAUGAUGGUGCUAUUGCUGAUUUAACCGCUCGACCGAUAUCUGCAUCUCAGAAUAUUCAAAAUCCUUAUAAACCUCUUCCACCUAUUUAUUCUCAACGACAAAAACAACGUCGAAAUAAACAAAUUUUAUUAUCAAAUAAAACAGAUCAUUUACUUCAAAAUCAACGACGUAUUGUUCGAUUUAUUAGACAGAUGAAAUAA
Messenger RNA from Adineta steineri, 2262 nucleotides. Lineage: Eukaryota; Metazoa; Rotifera; Eurotatoria; Adinetida; Adinetidae. The record is from the annotation of a GenBank genome assembly.